AAGAAAUCGUGGAAGCCCUGUAACAGACGGUAAGCGGGUUGGGGAGUCGGGUAACUAUAUUUCUAUUUUUCAUGUUUUUACCUUAUCUUCAUAAAAGUGACAGCUAUAAGGUAUGUUUCGACAUCCCAUUUUCAUUUUCUUAAUGCUUAAGUGCGUCACAUUUGUUACAUUUUGCCAGUAGCCUAACAAAUAUCAAGUAGACGGCUAGUGUGGAUGUUGCUACCGCCGCUACGUUGUGGCUACAUCCAUUCGCUAAUAUCCAAAUGUAAAUACUGUCUUAUACCGCCUUUAUUUUACCAUGUAAAUUGAAAGGCUUUUCUCAAUUAUCGUCUGAAAUGACGGGAAAACUCACAGUGAUCUGAUUUAACCUAAAUUAUAUUUGUGUAGAUAUUGAUGCUGCUGGCGCAGUGAGAACAAUUUUUGAUGCAUGUAAAUAUUUGACAUAUGUGUUUCUUGUGUCCUGUUUUUUUUAAUCAAAUGAACAUGCGUUACUUGGUUCGUGUAACUACAGUCGAAGUCUGUGGCCUUGUUAUUAGUGCCGCUAUAAAGUAAUACACCCAGUAUACAAAAGCAUUGCACUGACGUCCCUGGCCUGCAAACAUAUUGAAGAAACAAUAGGUGAACGUUCCCUUCAAACCCCGAAACCAUGAACACUAAACGGAGGCGCACAGCUGUCCGCCAGCUGAGAAAUUGUAUUUUCAUCGCAGAAAAUAAAUACAUUUUUUGUUCGAAUGUUAAUGACGGCCGAUGUGGGCGGCAGCCACACGGUCCUCGUCUUCAGAUGGAUUCAUAUACACAAUACACAGUUUACAUGUGGAUAACAUAAAACAGAAGUUACUUAGCAAAUAACCUUUUUUUUAAUCUUUCAUAGAGGCUACUGGGACGUAUUGUUUAAUUCAUUUAGAUUUUUUGAUUUACGGGAUGGUGUCGGACUUCACGAUGCUUAUAUAUAAUCCAAAUGUUGGUUUUGUGCAUCUUAGAAUAACCACUUAAGCAUUUCAAUACAGUAACAAUUUAAGUGGAAAUUCACCUGCUAUUGGAUACGGCUUUCCCUGUCGAUUAUGUCAAAUUAAUUAAUGACUAAUUAAUGAGAUUUUGUACUAUAAAUGCCAUAAAACAAACAUUAUUUUUUAGAUUACAUGUAAUGGCAACAAACACAAAUAAGAGAUGGGUGGGUGGAUGAAUAACGUCUCCAUGUUGUGAAUGUUCUCGUAAAAUGAUUUGUUCUUAGUGUUUCUAUACCUAGUGCCCAUUCCCUACUGCACAAUAUCAGAAAUGCAAUUUCUAAUUAAGGUUUAAUGCACGUACAAGUGCUGUAAACCACCUCUUGAUACAAUGAAGGAUAGUUUUCAUGUCAGUAUUUUAAUGCUGAUAUGUUAUAUGUGACAGGGUUGUUUCUACAUAGUGGCCAUUUCACCAAACUUAUUUAUGUCCUCCUCUUCUCUGGUGCAGAGACAAGGAGUCUUUUCUCACACCCAAAUCAACUGACUGUAGUGUGAUAGGUAGGUAAUUUUCUUGCCACCCAAGUGCUCAAUGCCUAACACUGCAGAAAGUGAAGGCGGAAACGUAUCCGGUGCUAGCGAUCCGGUGGCCCCAUUGCGGGCAUCGGCCAGAGACGAUGAACGAGGCCUCCUGAGCCCGUUCACCCGCAAUGCUCUGCGUGCCAGGCGGGCCUCCAGCGCAGAGCUGCAGCUACCAUGGACCUGCCCGGUCACUCACUCCCGGGAGAAAUUUUACACCGUUUGUUCAGACUAUGCGCUGCUCAACCAGGCUCGGCCCAUUGCUGCCCCCAGGGAUGCUGCCCAGACCAGCUCCGAUAAUGGGGCAUCGCUGACUCAGUCAGACAGCCCCGCCACAUCCCGGUGUCAGCCUGGAAGAAUCCAUACGCUGUCAGGGGAAGACUGUGAUAUGGAAGAGGUGCUGUCUACCAAUACCAAACCUGUUUUAGCCUGGGAGAUCGACACCACUGACUUUGAUGCAGUUUUAACCCGAAAAACAAGGACAAGUAAUCUAAAGAAAUUUGCCUCAAAGAAAAUUAAAUCAUCUGAGCGACCAAGCAGAAACGUGCUAGACCUUCCACCACAGGCUUCUCUGGAAGAGAUCAAGCAGAGGAAAGUGCUGGAUCUACGCCGAUGGUACUGCAUCAGUCGUCCUCAGUAUAAAACUUCAUGUGGAAUAUCAUCACUUGUCUCAUGCUGGAACUUUCUGUAUAGCACCUUGGGAGCUGGAAGCCUUCCACCCAUCCAGGAGGAGGCCCUGCAUAUUCUUGGUUUCCAGCCCCCAUUUGAAGAUAUAAAAUUUGGACCAUUUACUGGCAAUGCCACGCUGAUGCGAUGGUUCAGACAGAUCAAUGAUCAUUUUCGUGUUCGAGGGUGCUCUUAUAUUCUCUAUAAACCACAUGGGAAGCACAAGACAGCAGGAGAGACAGCUGAGGGAGCUUUGCUGAAGCUCACCCAGGGACUGAGAGAUGAAUCUAUGGCCUAUAUUUACCACUGUCAAAACCAUUACUUCUGUCCUGUGGGUUUUGAGGCAACACCAUUAAAAGCAGCCAAAGCUUACAGGGCACCUCUUCCUCUGAAUGAAAUGGAGCAUUGGAUUCUUAUUGGGGAACCAAGCAGGAAACAUCCAGCCAUUCACUGUAAAAAGUGGGCAGACAUUGUAACAGAUCUGAACACACAGAACCCAGAAUACCUGGAUAUUCGCCAUACAGAACGAGGCAUUCAGUUUCGGAAGACUAAGAAGGUGGGAGGCAACCUACAUUGUCUUAUGGCCUUCCAAAGAGUGAACUGGCAGAAGCUAGGACCCUGGGCACUGAACCUGGAGAAUCUGAGGAAUGACCUGCACCAGCAGGGGGCAGAGCACAGAAGCCAUGAUUCAUCAGGGGAAGGUUUAGAUGACAGAGCAUCCAAACACCUAGGACGCCAAGGCCGGUCCCACAGCACAGGAAACCAGAAGUCUGAGCAGGCCUAACGUCUCUCCAAUACUGCGGAAUACCGACACAAGUCCUCUCCUGACAGUGACCUAGAUGAGGACAUUACUGACUGAAAUAGAAGAGCCCAGUCCUUCUACUGGACACUCAAGUGGAGCUGGCAUGGAAGUGCUGGUUUGCAGUCCAGGAAAAGGGUAUGAACUCUUAAAUGCAGAAGUAUCUUCAGAAAUCAGACUGGUAAAAAUGGAUAGAGCAGUUGUUCAGUUAUCUAUAAAGCAUAAGGUGAUAACUUUAUUUGUGUGAAACAUUUCAAUUAUUGUCUUUACAACCAUAUGCUUCUAUGUGGACUUGUUCAUAAGAAGAUCUGGAGCACAAAAUGGACUAACAGUAGGUAAAUUACAUUAAGUGCAUAGUGUAUGUUUAAAGCGCGUUAAUAUUUAAUAGUGAAAAUUUGGAAGCAGAAUGGAAAACAAUCAAAUGGAAGGACUGUAUUCUGAAAGCAGAGGAAAUGUCACUCUUUAUUUAAGGUAGCUGAUGCAAAUUUGGGUAACUGAAAAACAGAUGGCUUAAUUUUGUUGUGUAUGGUGAAGUUCUUUGUGAAAAGAUAGCAUGGCGGCUGUCAUGUUAUAUGCACAGUUAUCUCCAUUUUAAAUCCACCACCACAUCUAAAACAUGCAUUAUGAAAAGUGUGUGGCAUCUUAAAUCCCAUAUACAUGUGAAAACAGUAUGAAUUGAAAAUGGUUGGUAAUAGUUUUCUUUAUAAAUAAACAUUUGUAUGAUUUUCUUCUU
This is a messenger RNA of Electrophorus electricus (electric eel), 3718 nucleotides long. RefSeq names its product basic immunoglobulin-like variable motif-containing protein. Gene Ontology annotation, cellular component: nucleus. Lineage: Eukaryota; Metazoa; Chordata; Actinopteri; Gymnotiformes; Gymnotidae. The record is from RefSeq and is a predicted model, not a curated record. Gene Ontology annotation, molecular function: DNA endonuclease activity; single-stranded DNA binding.